Messenger RNA from Carlito syrichta (Philippine tarsier), 3635 nucleotides. It is a transcript of the gene COL9A1, whose product is annotated as collagen type IX alpha 1 chain. The transcript is spliced from 37 exons. Lineage: Eukaryota; Metazoa; Chordata; Mammalia; Primates; Tarsiidae. Bases 157 to 2919 code for a protein of 920 amino acids. The record is from RefSeq and is a predicted model, not a curated record.
UUUGCUUUGAGCCCUCACAGGGGCUGGAGGGAUUGAGGCUGGGCCCAGAACUCACAGUUCCAGGGUGACAGCGAAGGGGUCUUGGGGGAGCAGUGCCUCCUCCUCCAGCCCCUUCUUCGUAGGAAGUUUGGCAACUAGAGAAAACCACCGGGGAAAAUGAAGAACUGCUGGAAAAUCCCUGUUUUCUUCUUUGUGUGCGGUUUCCUGGAACCCUGGGCAUCUGCGGCAGUCAAGCGUCGCCCAAGAUUCCCUGUCAAUUCAAAUUCCAAUGGUGGAAGUGAACUCUGUCCAAAGAUCAGGAUUGGCCAAGAUGAUUUACCAGGGUUUGACCUGAUUUCUCAGUUCCAGGUGGAUAAAGCAGCAUCUAGACGAGCUAUCCAGAGAGUAGUGGGAUCAACUGCUUUACAAGUGGCAUACAAGUUGGGAAAUAAUGCAGACUUCAGGAUUCCAACCAGGGAUCUCUAUCCCAGUGGGCUGCCUGAAGAAUACUCCUUCCUGACGACCUUCCGGAUGACAGGAAGCACUCUCAGAAAGAACUGGGGCAUCUGGCAGAUUCAGGAUGCCUCCGGGAAGGAGCAAGUCGGCGUGAUGCUCAAUGGCCAAACGAAAUCUAUUGCAUUUUCAUACAAGGGACUGGAUGGAAGUCUCCAGACUGCAGCCUUUUCGAGUUUGCCCUCCUUGUUUGAUUCCCAGUGGCAUAAGAUCAUGAUUGGUGUAGAAAGGAGCAGUGCUACUCUUUUUGUUGACUGCAAUCUGAUCGAAUCCUUACCUAUAAAGCCGAGGGGCCCAAUCGAUAUCGAUGGCUUUGCUGUGCUGGGAAAGCUCGUGGACAAUCCUCAAGUUUCUGUUCCAUUUGAACUUCAAUGGAUGCUGAUCCACUGCGACCCGCUGCGACCCAGGAGAGAAACCUGCCACGAACUACCCGCCGGAACACCGGUGACGUCUGUCUUGCAGAGAGGCCCCCCGGGUCCGCAGGGCCCCCCUGGACCCCCAGGUCCCCCUGGAGUUCCGGGCAUCGACGGCAUCGACGGUGACCGAGGUCCAAAGGGUCCCCCGGGCCUCCUGGGUCCCGCAGGGGAACCCGGAAAGCCAGGAGCUCCUGGCAAGCCCGGCACACCUGGCGCUGACGGAUUAACAGGACCUGAUGGCUCUCCUGGCUCCAUUGGACCAAGGGGACAAAAAGGAGAACCCGGUGUGCCUGGAUCGCGUGGAUUUCCAGGUCGUGGUAUUCCUGGACCCCCCGGUCCUCCUGGGACAGCAGGACUCCCUGGAGAGCUUGGCCGUGUGGGAUCUAUUGGCGAUCCUGGGAAAAGAGGACCACCUGGCCCCCCUGGCCCUCCAGGACCAAGUGGAACAAUUGGUUUUCAUGAUGGAGAUCCACUGUGUCCAAAUGCCUGUCCACCAGGCCGCUCAGGAUACCCAGGCAUACCAGGCAUGAGGGGGCAUAAAGGGGCUAAAGGAGAAAUCGGUGAACCAGGAAGACAAGGACACAAGGGUGAAGAAGGUGACCAGGGAGAACUGGGAGAAGUUGGAGCUCAAGGACCUCCAGGAGUGCAAGGCUUGAGAGGCAUUACCGGCAUCGUUGGGGACAAAGGGGAAAAAGGUGCUCGGGGCUUUGAUGGAGAACCUGGGCCUCAGGGUCUUCCCGGUGCACCUGGUGAUCAAGGGCAGCGAGGACCCCCAGGAGAAGCUGGUCCCAAGGGAGACAGGGGGAUCCAAGGACCUAGAGGGAUUCCUGGCUCCCCUGGACCUAAAGGAGACACGGGCUUGCCAGGUGUGGAUGGCCGUGACGGGAUCCCUGGAAUGCCGGGUGCGAAGGGUGAACCAGGAAAACCCGGGCCUCCCGGGGAUGCAGGAUUGCAGGGGCUGCCAGGUGUCCCUGGAAUUCCUGGUGCCAAGGGUGUUGCUGGUGAAAAGGGCAGCACAGGCGCUCCAGGGAAGCCAGGCCAGCUGGGGAAUUCAGGCAAGCCGGGCCAGCAGGGACCUCCAGGUGAGGUGGGACCCCGAGGACCCCGUGGGCUUCCUGGUAGUAGAGGAGAGACAGGACCAGCGGGAGCCCCAGGCCUGCCAGGUAAACUGGGUUCUUCUGGAAGCCCCGGCCUCCCUGGCUUGCCUGGGCCCCCUGGACUUCCUGGAAUGAAAGGUGACAGGGGUGUGGCUGGUGAACCUGGUCCAAAGGGUGAACAGGGUGCCUCUGGUGAAGAAGGCGAAGCAGGAGAAAGGGGGGAACUUGGAGACAUAGGAUUACCUGGCCCAAGGGGAUCUGUGGGCAACCCUGGGGAGCCCGGCUUAAGAGGGCCUGAAGGAAGUCGGGGCCUUCCAGGAGUGGAAGGACCAAGAGGACCGCCUGGACCCCGGGGCAUGCAGGGGGAGCAAGGUGCCACCGGCCUACCUGGUGCCCAGGGCCCUCCGGGUAGAGCACCGACAGACCAACACAUUAAGCAGGUUUGCAUGAGAGUCAUGCAAGAACAUUUUGCUGAGAUGGCUGCUAGUCUCAAGCGUCCUGACUCAGGUGCCUCUGGCCUCCCUGGAAGGCCAGGCCCCCCAGGACCCCCUGGACCUCCUGGAGAGAAUGGUUUCCCAGGCCAGAUAGGAAUCCGUGGCCUUCCAGGCAUUAAAGGACCCCCUGGAGUGCUUGGUUUGAGGGGACCCAAAGGUGACUUGGGAGAAAAAGGAGAGCGUGGCCCUCCAGGAAGAGGUCCCAAAGGCUUGCCUGGAGCUACAGGCCUCCCAGGUGAUCCAGGCCCUGCCAGCUACGGGAGGAAUGGCCGGGAUGGGGAGCCAGGCCCCCCAGGAGUGGCAGGAAUUCCUGGUGUGCCCGGGCCCCCAGGUCCACCUGGGCCCCCUGGAUUCUGUGAGCCGGCCUCCUGUACCGUGCAGGCUGGGCAACGGGCGUUCAGCAAAGGGCCCGACCCGUGAGAGGCUGGGUGCCACGGGGCUCCCUGCAUGGACCACGCCUGGCAGGUGGAAGAGCUGGAAGAGGAUUGCCACCGGGAGUGCCUGCACGACACAGCCGUCCUACCUGAUACUCAGACUCAGAAGAAUGGUGCUGUUCAAGAUGUCCUCCCUCCUUGGCGGGGCGGGGGACAGCAGAGUCAUCGGUAAAAACCCAAACACCUCCUUUAAAUAAAUGUAGAGUCCUGUCCCAGGAUCUUGAACUUAGCGUGCUAUACCAUGUGAGCUGCGGCCAUGGUGCCAAUAAACACAGACAACUGUUUGGUUUACCUCAGUUGCAGUAGCUAUUUUCAUUUUUCUUUAGCUGUUGUUCUCAGAUUAUUGUUUUGGUUAUAUAGAGGGUUACUAGACUAGUUGUGAAGAAACCCCACUAUAUUUAAUAGAAUUGGUGCUUCAAAUCCCAUCAAUGUGCUGUCUCGGGGACAGACAGGGCUGCGUCACCCCAAAUGACUUCCUUAUGUCACAUGUUGGUUUUCAUCCUCAGCCUGAAUUUUUGUUUAACUGUUUGUACUGUACCCCAAACCUGUUAAUAUUUGGAACUCUUUUAUGUGAAAGCAAAGAAGGAGUUUUUAUACUCUGGCAUUCAUAAAUUUUAUUGAUGAGAUUAUUUAUUUUAAAGGUUUGAGGUCACAUCUCUGAUUGUACCAAAGAAGAAAUAAAUAUGGUUUCUUAAUCUCUUG